AGAAGAUCUGAUCACCUGGAUUAAAGUUGGUUCAGAAGCCUUUUCAACUACAAAAAUGUUGGAGGAAGAUAUGGAAGUGGCCAUCAAGAUGGUGGUUGUAGGGAAUGGAGCAGUUGGAAAAUCAAGUAUGAUUCAGCGAUAUUGCAAAGGCAUUUUUACAAAAGACUACAAGAAAACCAUUGGAGUUGAUUUUUUGGAGCGACAGAUCCAAGUUAAUGAUGAAGAUGUCAGACUGAUGUUGUGGGAUACAGCAGGUCAAGAGGAAUUUGAUGCAAUAACAAAGGCCUACUAUCGAGGAGCCCAGGCUUGUGUGCUCGUAUUUUCUACCACAGAUAGGGAAUCUUUUGAAGCAAUUUCCAGUUGGAGAGAGAAAGUAGUAGCUGAAGUUGGAGACAUACCAACUGUACUUGUGCAAAACAAGAUUGACCUCUUGGACGAUUCUUGUAUAAAGAAUGAGGAAGCUGAGGCACUGGCAAAAAAGUUGAAGCUAAGAUUCUACAGAACAUCAGUGAAAGAAGAUCUGAAUGUGACUGAAGUUUUUAAAUAUUUGGCUGAAAAAUAUCUUCAGAAACUCAAACAGCAAAUAGCUGAGGAUCCAGAAUUAAUGCAUUCAAGUAGUAACAAAAUUGGUGUCUUUAAUACAUCUAUUGGAAGUCACUCGGGUCAAAAUUCAAGUACCCUUAAUGGUGGAGAUGUCAUCAAUCUUAGACCCAACAAACAGAGGACCAAGAAAAACAGAAAUCCUUUUAGCAGCUGUAACAUACCCUAAAACAUUUUAGGGAGGAAAAAAAUUGAAUUAUAUUGUGCAAUUCAGUAAGAAAUACACCCAGCUGUCAUGGUAUGUUACAAGUUUUUUUUUUUUUUUUUUUUUAGCAGACUUUGCACCUAAUGGCUCUGUGAAAGUUGACAGACUUAAAUAUUGUUCUGCAGUGCUUUUCAGAUGGAGUGAGAUCUUUGGUGGAAAAAUUACUGCCUUGUGGACUCAUUUUAAUUUUUUUACAUCAGACGAAGCUUCUCCUGUUUUUGAAGGAAUGCUAUAAGAAAUGUCAAAAACAGGUUUUGCUGAAUUUUAAGUGCUGGAAAACAUAAAUGGAAUGCCUGAAUAUAUUGGUGCAGAUUUUAAUAUUAUUGGUCCAUGAAAGAUAGCAAGCAUGGUAUGUCUGAAAUUGGUCAUAUAGCUUUUCUGGAAAGUAGUAUUGAAUCCAAAUACAUACAAAAAGAUAAUAUUGAAAGGCAAUAUCUGUAUGAUGUAGAAUGUGGAGGUCUGCAUGCAGAUAUCUGGUACUGAAGUAUACUGAAGGGAUGUUCAGUAUAUAAGGAAACACAGAAUCUAAUUCAUUCAUUCAUAAAAUCAUUUACACAUUGUGUGUAUGUUAAAAGUUUUUAUUUUCAAGUAAGAAAUUUCAGACAUAUAUUUUGCAAAAUGAGCUCAGAUUUUAAAAGUGCUUUGUGCCAAAAAUAUCAUACCUAAUUUUUACAGUGCUUUACUAUCAGAAUUUAUAUUGUUUAUAAUAUCUUUAAAAAGCAGUUUUCCUCUCUGACAGGGUAGAUAAAAGAGGGGUAUAAACGUUUUAAUGCUAGAGUAUCUCCCAGGUGAGACUUGUUGCAAAUUCUUUCUCCCAUGUGCACCCAUGAGCAUGGGGAGCUGUGCCGGCUGAGCCCUUCCAAAGGUCCAGCGCCCCUGCGGUCGUUCGUGGGGUCCUGUGAAGUGUGCUGGUGCACCUGGCACCUUUUGCUGCUGACUGAAAAUGCAAUUUUGAACUUGUAAGAUUAUGCUAAUGAUUUUUUUAAAUGCAG
Messenger RNA from Neomonachus schauinslandi (Hawaiian monk seal), 1797 nucleotides. It is a transcript of the gene RAB23, whose product is annotated as RAB23, member RAS oncogene family. The transcript has 6 exons. Gene Ontology annotation, molecular function: GTP binding; GTPase activity. NCBI's taxonomy places the organism in Eukaryota, Metazoa, Chordata, Mammalia, Carnivora, Phocidae. Bases 56 to 769 code for a protein of 237 amino acids. The record is from RefSeq and is a predicted model, not a curated record.